Messenger RNA from Platichthys flesus (European flounder), 8806 nucleotides. It is a transcript of the gene hectd1, whose product is annotated as HECT domain containing 1. NCBI's taxonomy places the organism in Eukaryota, Metazoa, Chordata, Actinopteri, Pleuronectiformes, Pleuronectidae. Gene Ontology annotation, biological process: proteasome-mediated ubiquitin-dependent protein catabolic process; protein K63-linked ubiquitination; anatomical structure development. Gene Ontology annotation, molecular function: metal ion binding; ubiquitin protein ligase activity; protein binding. The record is from RefSeq and is a predicted model, not a curated record. Gene Ontology annotation, cellular component: nuclear speck.
GCGUUCUGUCCGAGCUGAGUGUGUGGCCCUGAAGGCAGCGGCGGCUCGGCUCCAUUUCCUCGGCUCUUCGGCUGCUCGGCUCCUCGCGGCGGAUCCGACUCUUCUCCCCGUCAACAGCGACAUGGACGCGGCUUGAAUCCACCACGACACCGGAGACACACGCAGCACCUCGGCCUCCACCUGGACCCGGAAGAUUGUCGGUCGUUCUCCCGCAGAUCGUCUCUGGACCGACGGUGAAACACGGUGAAGAGACUACAUGUCCCAGAAUCCUCUUGUUAGAGUGAGUGACAUCUUCCUUCGUCCGUGUUUCCUCUCUCCCUCCGUCCCGUUGGUUGGAUGAAUCCCAAACACAAACAGAACUGUGAGCAGUGAUUGGGCGCUGAGCCAGAGCGGGUAGCCAACGGGGAGCCAGGCUAGCCAUCAUGGCGGACGUUGACCCUGACACGCUGCUGGAGUGGCUGCAGAUGGGUCAGGGCGAUGAGAGGGACAUGCAGCUCAUCGCUCUGGAGCAGCUCUGCAUGCUGCUGCUCAUGUCGGACAAUGUCGACCGCUGCUUCGAGACCUGUCCUCCUCGGACGUUCCUCCCGGCGCUCUGUAAGAUCUUCCUGGAUGAGAGCGCUCCAGAUAACGUGCUGGAGGUCACGGCCCGAGCCAUCACCUACUACCUGGACGUCUCGGCAGAGUGCACCCGGAGGAUCGUGGGAGUGGACGGGGCGAUCAAGGCGCUGUGCAACCGGCUGGUGGUGGUGGAGCUGAACAACAGGACCAGCAGGGACCUGGCUGAGCAGUGUGUCAAGGUGCUGGAGCUGAUCUGUACCAGGGAGUCUGGAGCCGUGUUCGAGGCCGGGGGCCUGAACUGCGUGCUGACUUUCAUCAGAGACAGCGGCCACCUGGUCCACAAGGACACUCUGCACUCUGCCAUGUCCGUGGUGUCCCGACUCUGCAGCAAGAUGGAGCCUCAGGACUCGUCCCUGGAGACCUGCGUCGAGUCCCUGUCCAGCCUCCUCAAGCACGAAGACCACCAGGUGUCAGACGGGGCCCUGCGCUGCUUCGCCUCAUUGGCCGAUAGGUUCACUCGCCGCGGCGUGGAUCCCGCCCCUUUAGCCAAACAUGGCCUGACAGAGGAGCUGCUGUCCCGCAUGGCGGCCGCCGGCGGCACCGCCACAGGCCCCGCCUCCUCCUGUAAGCCGGGCCGGACCUCGACAGGCGGCGCCCCCUCAGCCCCCGACGCUAAGCUGAGCAACCAGGUGUCGACCAUCGUCAGCCUCCUGUCCACGCUGUGCAGGGGCUCGCCGCUCGUCACACACGACCUGCUGCGUUCGGCGCUGCCCGACUCGAUGGAGUCGGCUCUGGGGGGGGACGAGCGCUGCGUGCUGGACACCAUGCGGCUGGUGGACCUGCUGCUCGUGCUGCUGUUCGAGGGACGCAAGGCGCUGCCCAAGUCCACGGCCGGGUCCACCAGUCGGAUCCCGGGCCUGCGACGCCUGGACAGCUCAGGAGAGCGGUCGCACCGACAGCUCAUCGACUGUAUCCGCAGCAAGGACACGGACGCCCUGAUCGACGCCAUCGACACCGGAGCUUUCGAGGUGAACUUCAUGGACGACGUUGGACAGACGCUGCUCAACUGGGCCUCAGCUUUCGGGACCCAGGAAAUGGUGGAGUUUCUCUGUGAAAGGGGAGCAGAUGUCAACAGAGGUCAGAGGUCAUCCUCACUACAUUACGCUGCCUGUUUCGGACGCCCACAAGUAGCCAAGACUCUUCUGCGUCAUGGUGCCAACCCUGACCUGCGAGACGAGGACGGAAAGACUCCUCUGGACAAGGCCAGGGAGCGAGGACACAGUGAGGUGGUGGCCAUCCUGCAGUCCCCUGGAGACUGGAUGUGUCCGGUGAACAAGGGCGACGACAAGAAGAAGAAAGAUGUGAACAAGGAGGAGGAGGAGGGCAGCGAGCCCAAAGGAGACCCGGAGAUGGCUCCUAUCUACCUGAAGAGACUCCUGCCGGUCUUUGCUCAAACCUUUCAGCAAACCAUGCUGCCUUCAAUCAGGAAAGCCAGUCUGGCUCUGAUCAGGAAGAUGAUUCACUACAGCAGUGACCUGCUGCUGAAGGAGGUGUGUGACAGUGAGACGGGACACAACCUGCCCACCGUGCUGGUGGAGAUCACCGCCACCGUCCUCGACCAGGAGGAUGACGACGACGGCCACCUCCUGGCUCUGCAGAUUAUACGAGACCUGGUGGACAAAGGCGGAGACGUUUUCCUGGAUCAACUGGCUCGACUGGGAGUCAUCAACAAGGUGUCCACUCUGGCAGGACCGGCGUCUGAUGACGAGAACGAGGACGAGACGAAGCCGGAGAAGGAGGAGGAGGCGCAGGAGGAUGCCAGGGAGAUCCAGCAGGGGAAGCCGUACCACUGGAGGGACUGGUCCAUCAUCAGGGGGAGGGACUGUCUCUACAUCUGGUCGGACGCUGCCGCCCUCGAACUCUCCAACGGCUCCAACGGCUGGUUCAGGUUCAUCCUGGACGGGAAGCUGGCCACCAUGUACUCCAGUGGGAGCCCGGAGGGGGGCUCCGACAGCUCUGAGUCUCGCAGCGAGUUCCUGGAGAAGCUGCAGCGGGCGAGGAGUCAGGUGAAGCCAGUGACGGCCAGUCAGCCCAUCCUGUCCAGUGUGGGCCCCACGAAGCUGACUGUGGGGAACUGGUCCCUGACCUGCCUGAAGGAAGGAGAGAUCGCCAUCCACAACUCAGACGGGCAGCAGGCCACCAUCCUGAAGGAGGACCUGCCGGGCUUCGUGUUCGAGUCCAACCGGGGAACCAAACACUCGUUCACCGCAGAGACCUCUCUAGGCUCUGAGUUUGUCACUGGCUGGACGGGGAAGCGAGGCCGGAAGCUGAAGUCCAAGCUGGAGAAGACGAAGCAGAAGGUGAAGAGCAUGGCCCGGGAGCUGUACGACGACCACUUCAAAGCUGUGGAGAGCAUGCCCCGAGGAGUGGUGGUCACCUUGAGGAACAUCUCCACACAGCUGGAGUCCGCCUGGGAGCUGCACACCAACAGACAGUGCAUUGAGGGGGAGAACACGUGGAGGGACCUGAUGAAGACGGCUCUGGAGAACCUGAUCGUGGUUCUGAAGGAUGAAAACACGAUCUCUCCCUAUGAGAUGUGCAGCAGUGGCCUGGUCCAGGCUCUGUUCACUGUCCUCAACAACAGUGUGGAGCUGGAGCUCAAACAUGAUUGUAAGCCUUUAAUGGAGAGGAUCAAUGUCUUCAAGGCGGCGUUCAGCGAGAACGAAGACGAUGAAAGCCGACCAGCUGUUGCCUUAAUCCGUAAACUGAUAGCUGUCCUGGAGUCGAUCGAGCGUCUCCCUCUGCACCUGUACGACACGCCAGGGUCCACAUACAACCUGCAGAUCUUGACGAGGAGGUUGCGUUUCCGUCUGGAGCGAGCGCCCGGAGAGACGGCUCUGAUCGACCGCACGGGACGCAUGUUGAAGAUGGAGCCUCUGGCCACGGUGGAGUCGCUGGAGCAGUACCUGCUGAAGAUGGUGGCGAAGCAGUGGUACGACUUCGAGCGCUCGUCCUUCGUCUUCGUGAGGAAGCUGAGGGAAGGUCAGACCUUCACCUUCAGACACCAACACGACUUUGACGAGAACGGCAUCAUCUACUGGGUUGGAACCAACGCCAAGACGGCGUACGAGUGGGUGAACCCCGCCGCCUACGGCCUCGUGGUGGUGACAUCAUCAGAGGGGCGGAACCUUCCCUAUGGGCGGCUGGAGGAUAUCCUGAGUCGGGAUAGCUCCGCCCUCAACUGCCACACCAAUGAUGACAAGAAUGCGUGGUUCACCGUGGACCUCGGGCUCUGGGUCAUUCCCUCAGCCUACACCCUGAGACACGCCAGGGGCUAUGGCCGCUCCGCGUUGAGGAACUGGGUGUUUCAGGUGUCGAAGGACGGUCAGAACUGGACCACGCUCUACACUCAUGUGGAUGACAGCAGCCUCAACGAACCCGGGUCGACGGCCACGUGGCCUCUGGACCCGUCCAAAGAGGAGAAGCAGGGCUGGAGACACAUCCGGAUCAAACAGAUGGGAAAGAACGCCAGUGGACAGACUCACUACCUGUCCCUGUCCGGACUGGAGCUGUACGGCACCGUCACCGCGGUCUGCGAGGACCAGCUCGGUAAAGCUGUGAAGGAGGCGGAGGCUAACCUUCGCCGGCAGCGGCGCCUCUUCCGCUCCCAGGUGAUGAAGUACAUCGUUCCCGGGGCGCGGGUCGUCCGUGGAAUCGACUGGAAGUGGAGAGACCAGGAUGGAAACCCAGCUGGAGAGGGAACGGUCACUGGAGAGGCUCACAACGGCUGGAUUGAUGUAACCUGGGAUGCUGGCGGCUCUAACUCUUACCGUAUGGGCGCUGAAGGGAAGUUUGACCUCAAGCUUGCUCCAGGGUUCGACCCUGAGUCGGCUGCCACAGCGCCGUCACCCAAACCUGUCUCAUCCACUGUUUCAGGCCCCGCCUCCUCCACGGUGGGACCCUCCGUGACGCCGGCAGCCAUCGGCGGCACCACCACCACCACCUCCUUCUCCUCGUCUUCCUCGCACCAGCAGUUGUGGAGCAGCCUGGUGAAAAAUAACUGUCCCGAUAAGGGCGGGGCCACGUCCCUGGGCGGGGCCAGCUCGUCCAGCAGGAAGGGCAGCAGCAGCUCCGUCUGCAGCGUCGCCUCCUCCUCCGACAUCAGCCUGAGCUCGUCGGCCGGGCUCCCGGGCGUGGGGGGUCCGCGGCUGGAGAGGAGGGCCGAAGGGCCGCUGCUGGACCAGGGCUCCGGAGCGGGAGGACUCACCGGCUCCGACGGACACGAGCCCAUCGUGGUCCUGUCGGCGGCGGCGGAGGGCGGAUCCGGCUCCGCCUCCAGCUCUGGAACGCUCACCGCCGACACGCCCGCCCCCGGAGACGAAGCCAGGAAUAAGGACUCGUCCGUGGCGGCCAUCGACCCGGCAGCAGCCAUCUGCAUGGGGCUGGUGAGCGUGAGCUCCCCCGACGUCAGCUCCGUGUCGGAGUCUUCCAGCAAGGACACGCCCCCCCAGAGGCCUCUGUGCUCGCUGGCUAACGCCCGGCUGUCCGUCAGCUCGCUGCUGGCCGCCGGCGCUCCCAUGAGCUCCAGCGCCAGCGUCCCCAACCUGUCGUCCCGCGAGGCCAGCUUGAUGGAGUCCUUCGUCCGCCGGGCGCCCAACAUGUCGCGCACCAACGCCACCAACAACAUGAACCUGAGCCGCAGCAGCAGCGACAACAACACCAACACACUGGGCCGCAACGUGAUGAGCACAGCCACUUCUCCUCUCAUGGGCGCUCAGAGUUUUCCUAACCUCACGUCCACCGGCACCACCUCCACCGUCACCAUGUCAACCUCCAUAGUAACCAGCAGCAAUAACGUCGCCACGGCAACCACCGGUCUGUCAGUGGGCCAGUUGCUAAGCAACACCCUGACGACCAGCCUGACGUCCACGUCCAGCGAGAGCGACACGGGUCAGGAGGCGGAGUUCUCCCUCUAUGACUUCCUGGACAGCUGUCGGGCCAACACGCUAUUGGCCGAGCUGGACGACGAGGAGGACCUCCCCGAGCCGGACGACGAUGAUGACGAGAACGAGGACGACAACCAGGAGGACCAGGAGUACGAGGAGGUCCUGGUACAGAACCCUCUUGUGUUAUGGGUUUUACACCAACAGUCACUGGGAGUGAGUUUAACCCUAACCCUGACCCGUCCGCAGGAGGAGGAGGAGUACGAGACCAAAGGAGGACGCAGGAGGACGUGGGACGACGACUUCGUCCUGAAGAGACAGUUCUCUGCUCUGGUUCCCGCCUUCGACCCCCGACCAGGAAGAACCAACGUCCAGCAGACCACCGACCUGGAGAUCCCACAGCCUGGAACUCCUCGCUCGGAGGUGCAGGAGGAGGUGGAGUGCGCCCCGUCUCCUCACCUCGCCCUCACCCUCAAGGUGGCCGGGCUGGGAACCACCAGGGAGGUGGAGCUUCCUCUGUCCAACUACAGGUCCACCAUCUUCUACUACGUCCAGCGCCUGCUGCAGUUCUCCUGCAGCGGAGCCGUGAAGACGGACAAGCUGCGACGCAUCUGGGAGCCGACGUACACGAUCAUGUACCGGGAGCUGAAGGACGCCGAUAAGGAGAAGGAGAGCGGAAAGAUGGACUUCUGUGAGCUCAGUGUCGGGGGUCGUUCUGGCGGCCUGAGCCCGAGUACAGUAUCGGCCAAUCAGAGCAGUGAGAUCCUGGGCGCGGCCCGGGAGGCGGCCCAGGCGAAGGCGGGCUGCAGCCAGAACGCCUGCGGCGUGGAGGACGUCCUGCAGCUGCUGAGGAUCCUCUACAUCAUCGGAGGAGACGCCAGCUCCAACCCCCGCUCGCUGCAGGAGGAUGUGGACGAGCUGCAGUUCAACGCGUCUCCAGAGGAGUUCACCAGUAAGAAGAUCACAACCAAGAUCCUGCAGCAGAUCGAGGAGCCUCUGGCUCUGGCCAGUGGAGCGCUGCCCGAGUGGUGUGAACAGCUGACCUCCAAGUGUCCUUUCCUCAUCCCCUUCGAAACCCGACAGCUCUACUUCACCUGCACCGCCUUCGGAGCGUCCAGGGCGAUUGUGUGGCUGCAGAACCGACGGGAGGCGACCAUGGAGCGCUCCCGGCCGUCCACCACAGUGCGGAGGGACGAUCCCGGAGAGUUCCGGGUGGGCCGUCUCAAACACGAGCGAGUGAAAGUCCCCCGUGGGGACGCCAUGAUGGAGUGGGCGGAGUCUGUCAUGCAGAUCCACGCCGACAGGAAGUCUGUGCUGGAGGUGGAGUUUCAGGGGGAGGAGGGAACCGGCCUCGGCCCGACUCUGGAGUUCUACGCUCUGGUGGCUGCAGAGUUCCAGAGGACGUCUCUGGGCGUCUGGUUGUGUGACGACGACUUCCCCGACGACGAGUCCCGACAGGUGGACCUGGGUGGAGGUCUGAAGCCUCCUGGGUUCUACGUGCAGCGCUCCUGUGGUCUGUUCGCGGCCCCGUUCCCUCAGGACAGCGAGGAGCUGGAGCGCAUCACCCAGCUGUUCCACUUCCUGGGCGUCUUCCUGGCCAAGUGCAUCCAGGACAACCGGCUGGUGGACCUGCCCGUGUCCCAGCCAUUCUUCAAGCUGCUCUGCAUGGGAGACAUCAAGUCCAACAUGAGCAAGCUGCUCUACCAGUCCCGCAGCUCGCCCCACGGCCACGACCCCGACCGGCCCUACCUGCACCCCUUCCUGCUGCUGUCCGAGGUGCAGUCCGAGGCGUCCACCGAGGACAGCCAGGAGACCUACUCCGUGGGCAGCUUCGACGAGGACUCCAAGUCCGAGUUCAUCAUGGACCCCCCCAAACCCAAACCCCCGGCCUGGUACCACGGCAUCCUGACCUGGGACGACUUCCAGCUGGUCAACCCCCACAGAGCCCGUUUCCUGAAGGAGCUCAAGGAGCUGGCGGUGAAGAGGAGGCAGAUUCUGGCGAGUAAGAGUUUAUCUGAGGACGAGAAGAACACCAGGCUGCAGGACCUGAUGCUGAGGAACCCGCUCGGCUCCGGACCCCCCCUCUGCAUCGAGGACCUCGGGUUGAACUUCCAGUUCUGUCCGUCCUCGAAGGUUCACGGUUUCUCUGCAGUGGAUCUCAAAACCAACGGAGAAGACGAGAUGGUGACCAUGGAGAACGCUGAGGAGUACGUGGAGCUGAUGUUUGAUUUCUGUAUGCACACUGGUAUCCAGAAGCAAAUGGAGGCGUUCAGAGAGGGUUUUAACCGAGUCUUUCCGAUGGAGAAGUUGAGCUCUUUCAGCCAUAAGGAGGUCCAGAUGAUCCUCUGUGGUAACCAAUCACCUUCCUGGACUUCUGAUGACAUCAUCAACUACACUGAACCAAAGCUGGGUUACACCCGAGACAGUCCCGGCUUCCUGCGGUUCGUCAGAGUUCUCUGUGGGAUGUCGUCUGACGAGAGGAAGGCCUUCCUUCAGUUCACCACCGGCUGCUCCACGCUGCCCCCUGGUGGCCUCGCCAACCUGCACCCCCGCCUCACCAUCGUCAGGAAGGUCGAUGCCACAGACUCCAGUUACCCAUCGGUCAACACGUGUGUUCACUACCUGAAGCUUCCUGAAUAUUCCUCAGAGGACAUCAUGAGGGAGCGUCUGUUGGCCGCCACCAUGGAGAAAGGCUUCCACCUGAACUGAGCGCCGCCGCCGCCCUGAGCUCCUCUCGUCUGCCGCCGCGUGACUGACAGAUCAGCUGAUCCGAGCCAGCCUGACCGCUGGAGGGGGGGGGGGGGGUCAUGCAGAUUGAAAUGAAGCUGCCUCCUCACAUCCUCAACACCUCCUUCAUCUUCAUCAGCAGCAGCACCCUCCUCCUCCUCACCCACCUGAGCUGCUGUGUGUGUGUGUGCUGACCUUCCUCCUCGUAGCUUCAGUUUUCAGUUCCUCCUCCAAACAAUCACCGCCCCGUUUCUGUUUUUAUUUUUUUGUUCUUUUGCUUUUUGUUUUGUGUGUGUGUGUGCGUGUGUGUGACAGUUUUGGGGUUGUUCCUGGCCGGCUGUAGGGGUCAGAGUGCAUUUGGUGUUUUCUUUUAUGAUGAAGCUGUAGAGACAGAAACACUGGUCGUGUGCGAGGCACAUGGAAAGAGAAGACAACGUGUCAGCUCUGCUCUCCUGUAUUUUCUUUGUAUAUUAUAAACAUUUAUUUAACUCAAGUUGCAGUUUGAGGUAAACAGAUAUUUUCAAAUGUGUAUGCUCCAAAAAAAUAAUCAUUAAAAUGUUUGCAAAGUAUGAAGUAAA